AUGAAUCCUGCCGUCAGCAAUUUGGUGGUCAUGCUUGUCAUGAUGCAGCUCGCUAGAAAAAUAAACUUCGAGGACCCAGAUAUUCUCUUUUAUGUGCGUGUUGGUUACUUGUCGUGCCAGGCUAUUGCCUUUCUCAUCUACCUUAUCACUCGGGCAAAGAUCAAUGCUAAGAACGAUUUGACUACACUUAAGUAUGUGGAACCAGCCAACCCUCUUGGAGGAGCCGCCACAGAGAAGGCUGUUGUUACUACCGUCAAGGAUUAUGACUUGCAACAAGUCAAUGCGCAAAUCAAGUCAAUCUUCACCUCCAUGGCGAUGAUGGGAUUCAUGCACAUUUACAUGAAAUACACUAACCCCUUGUUUAUGCAAUCUGUGACUGCCGUUAAGUCUGCUUGUGAGGCCAACAUCGUCAAGAUUCACCUUUUUGGUACACCUGCUUCGGGUGACUUGAAGAGACCUUUCAAGGCUGCUCCAGGUUUCAUGCAAGCUUUGUCUGGUGCCCAAGACAUCAAGACCGACAAGCAUUCGGUGGAGGCUGCUGAGGUCAGCGGCACUGGAGGCAUCAAGGAGGAUUAA
Meyerozyma guilliermondii ATCC 6260 is the source of this 576-nucleotide messenger RNA. It is a transcript of the gene PHO88, whose product is annotated as Pho88p. The coding region runs from base 1 to 576 and encodes 191 amino acids. NCBI's taxonomy places the organism in Eukaryota, Fungi, Ascomycota, Pichiomycetes, Serinales, Debaryomycetaceae. Gene Ontology annotation, cellular component: endoplasmic reticulum; mitochondrion. The record is from RefSeq and is a predicted model, not a curated record. Gene Ontology annotation, biological process: protein targeting to ER. The transcript has a single exon.